Molecule: messenger RNA, 1242 nt
Organism: Lactuca virosa
Lineage: Eukaryota; Viridiplantae; Streptophyta; Magnoliopsida; Asterales; Asteraceae
Source: the annotation of a GenBank genome assembly
AUGGCUCCAUACAUGAAUCACUUUAACUUGUUGCAAACCAUCUUCCUUUUAUACUUUUUUUUCAAAUUCAAAUGCAGUGGAUCAUCACUAAGCCCUGAUGAGGAAUGCUCAGCCUUGUAUCAGUUCAAGCAAAGCAUAAUUCAUCAAGAUGAUCCAACUUGUGCUGCUAGUUGGUUUCAAACGUUCCACUCUUGGAAGCCCACUAGCAAUGCAUCAGAUGCUGGUUUUGAUUGUUGUUCAUGGUAUGGGGUGGAGUGCAGAAAUGACCAUGAGAAUGGUCAUGUGAUCGGCCUUGACUUGAGCGAAAGCUUUCUUUGUGGUUGUAUCAACUCUACCAGCACCCUCUUUAGCCUUGUUCAUCUUCAGAGCCUCAACCUUGCAUGGAAUGACUUUAGUGAAUCUCAAAUCCCAUCUGAGAUUGCUGGUCUAAAGCAACUAAGAAGCCUCAAUCUCUCUGCUUCUGGGUUUAGUGGCCAAAUCCCGAAUGAAAUCUCUCAGCUGAUACAAUUGUCUUCUUUAGAUCUAUCACAGAAUCUUCUAAAGUUUCAAAGUCCUAGUGGCCUCAAGAAUCUAGUUCAAAACUUAACAGGACUCGAAGAACUCCAUCUCUCAGGGGUUGACAUUAGUUCUUCCGUACCACAUUUCUUGGCCAACUUUUCUUCUUUGAGGUCAAUCAGGCUACAAAACUGUUUGCUUGAAAAUGAAUUCCCUGCAGCCAUUUUUCAGCUACAGAAGUUGAAAAUUCUUGAUUUGUCAUUCAAUACCAAUCUUACAGGUGCCUUUAGCGAAUUUCGUAACAGCAGCUUACUUGAAUUUGUGAAUCUACGUUCAACAAGUUUCUCCGGGAUUGUACCAGAAUCCAUUAGCAAUCUAAACAAUUUCAGAGUCUUGUCCCUUGGCGAUUGCACUUUCUCAGGGCAUAUUCCAGGUUCACUCUCCAACAUGACAAAACUCACUUACUUGUCUCUUGGUAAUAAUAAGUUCACAGGCUUUGUUCCUUCAUUGGAAAGUCUUUCGAAACUCACCAUUUUAGAUCUCAAUGGUAACAGAUUUGAUAAGGGAGUCUUGCCCAACUGGCUUGGCAUGUUGGCUGAACUUAAUCAAUUAGAUACAUAUGGUAUGAACAUAAACGGUGAAAUACCAUCUUUUCUUGCAAACCUAACCAAACUUACUUUUGUUUCAAUGGGAAAAAUUCUUUUACCGGUCAUAUACCAUCCUGGUUUAUCAACCUUACCCAACUAA